Molecule: messenger RNA, 5692 nt
Organism: Alligator mississippiensis (American alligator)
Lineage: Eukaryota; Metazoa; Chordata; Crocodylia; Alligatoridae
Gene: ENDOD1
Product: endonuclease domain containing 1
Exons: 2
Coding region: 255-1730 (491 amino acids)
Molecular function (GO): metal ion binding; hydrolase activity; nucleic acid binding
Source: RefSeq, a predicted model, not a curated record
UGAUUCCUGAGCUAUUGGAGUGCUGGUUUGUAUCUGCAGUGUGUGUCAGUACUGAGCUGCGCACAUCGCGUUUCACAGUGUGCUGCAUGCAGAACGCAUUCACUCCCUGAAGGGAUCGGCUGGGGUUUCAUAUUUCAUCUCCCUUGUAUGCUACACCCGGAUUCCAGUCGCUUUCUGGCUUCAGUGCUGGAUGUACCCGGAGCACAGGUCCUUCCUCAUAUCUAGCAGUGAGAGACAAUUCAAGGGAGGAGAUCAUGAAGACAUCAAUUUUAUUUUUGCUUUGCCUCUUGGCUUUCCCAGGCUUUUCCCAGGGCAGGGUUGUCAGAGUGGAUGAACCUGGCUUUGCUGAAUGCAAUGGAUUCUUUUACAGAGAAACCCCCCCAGAAGGAUUUACCGAGCCUUUCCAUGUGAAAAUCUGUCAGCGGUACAAUAAAGAGCCUCGCUUUGCAACGCUCUACAGCACGGAAGACAAAACCCCUCUCUAUUCUGCUUUUAAAUACACAAAACCAGCCCAAAGUAGAGAAGAGAGCUGGUUGGUGGAACCACAGAUAGAUGAUGCUGAAAGUGACUUGGAUGAAAUGAAGCAUGAAGCUGAUAUUGGUGGCUCAGUGAACAACCUUGGAGCAAACCAAGCCCUGGCCUCAGACUAUGCAGACUCUGGUUAUGAGAGAGGGCAGCUAAACCCCAGUUCCCUCAAUGAAGAUGAUUUCCAGAUAGCUACCUACACACUAACGAAUGCUGUCCCCAUGACCCCAUCUGCAAGCAAAAACUGGCAUAGGGAUGUCAAGAAUAUAAUAGAGCAAGCUUUGGCCCCACACUGUGAAAAUAAAGAUAGCCUGUAUCUUAUUGCAGGCUCUGUUCCUUCCAAAGUCAGAGUUAAAGACAAGAUUUCGGUCCCACAACUUCUCUGGCUGGCAGCAUGCUGCAGUGCUCCAGAGACGUGGUCGGUGGGGUUAGUGAAACAAAUGAAUGAUGAAAGUCACAUGGAAGAGCUAGCCAUAGGAGAACUGGAGAAGCAGUUUCCAACAGAAGUUAAUUUGUUUAAGAGCAACUGUGGGGAAGGAAAGCAAAGCCAGGGGAAAAUAGAGGCCAUAUUGCAAACCAUAAACCAGCUCCAGUCCACAGAGCCAAUAUUGCCAGCUGUGACCACUUUUGGCUACUCAGCCAGCACACCUGGUCCAGACCAGACAGCUGAAGAGGAGCAGGGAGAAGGAAGCCUGCUAAAAAGAGUUGCUGGCCUCAUUGCUCUCCCUUUCACCAAGCUUUUGAGAAUUGUUUUCUCCAUUGUUAGGGAGGUGGUGAGAUACACUUUUUAUUUUCUGUGGUAUGUUGUCAAGCAGUUCAGCAACAUCAUAGUGGGAGGAUUCUCCAGCCUAUGGAACGGAGCGAUGUCCUACAUCAAAGAAAUCAGUCUGGUGCUGCUGAAUAUUCCCAGAGAUAUGGGUCAGGUUGCAGCCAAUAUCAUCAAGGGCUUUGCUCAGAUAGUCUAUCACGUAGUGAGCCUCACCUGCAGAAUUCUGAGCAUCCCUGUUAGGCUUUUCUUCCAUAUUGCUUCUUUUCCCUAUUAUACACUUGGUGCCAUUCCUGUUGUCAUCAAAGACAUCGCUGUUGGAAUUGGCAGCACUUUCUCGUUGAUCAUUGAUGCCACAGCUGCCCUCUUGAGUGGUUCUACUUCUCUGGCUACUCACAUAGUCAAAAGGAUUAUCCCUAAAGUCUCUUCUGAUGACUGAUAGGUAGAGAAACCAGAACUGUGAAGAUGCACGAUGAAAGAAGAGUUGGGCAAUGCUUUACCAUAUGUGGCCAAAUGCUGUCAAUUCUUUUUGGGUAUUUAUUGUAGUGACAUUAAUAAUAAGGAACCAAAUGGGUGUAAUGGGGGUGGGGCUGGCCAUGUAACUCCAAAAGGGGAUGCCAUGGCACAUUAAGUACCACUUAUUGUAAAGUGUUCAGGUUUUUGACUGGGGUGACAAAUCCAGUGACUGCCAUGAGACACACUCUGAAUGUGGUACCAAGAUAUUUCAUCACUACUAAGAUAAAAAAAUGCUGAUGGCUGUUUACUGGCAGUGAUGCCAGGACUCAGCAGAACCACGUGCCUGGUGGUGAGGGGAGAUAAGGGAAACAUUACAUUUGCAAAGGCCUUUCUAAAAACAGGAGGAGGGAAGGAGGCUAUGUUGUUAAUAACCUUACAUGUAGGUUAUUGACUCAGGAAGAAAAACCAUGGGACUGAAUUCUGCCUUAGUUGCAUCGUUGGUUUCAUUGGGGUAAUAAGGCAGAAUUUGCUCCAGCAAGUUUAGCUUGUUGCUCUCAAUCUGUACCUUUUUAUGAAUACUGAGAUGGUAUGUACCUCCAAGUAUGCCUAUACAGAGCAAUGCCAUGCCUGCAGAGAUACCCCAGCUAGCUCAGCAUGAGCUUACUCAGGUACUGGCAGCAGUUAUGGCCAUGUUAGCAUGGCUCUCUGCCUGGGCUAAUAGAAUUUACAUCUUGGCUGGGCUAAAUAGUCUGAGCAGAGCUCUGCACUAAUGUCACUAUACUGCUUCUAGUACCCCAGUUAGCAUGUUCUGCGUCAGCUCAGGUAUCUCUACACAACACUGUAAUGCUGUGUAGACAAACCCUCAAUGAAAGAAAAUCAGAGUUGCCAGUUCCUCUGCUUGGUGAAAGCAUAAUUACCACUCCCUUCUAACUGCACUUUUUGCUCACCACUGCAACCAAACAAGACUUUAUUUAGUAGAGGCAUGAUCCAAAGCCUAGUGAAGUGAAUCAGAGUCUUUGGAUCACACCCUCUAGCACAGUCAAAGCCUGUAAUUGCCUCUAAUUAGAGUUGAAAGUCUUCACAAUACAUACCACAGUGCUGGCUCCUCUGAAAAUUUCUGGAAGAUGGGAUAGAUUUUGGAGAUGGGAAAGAUUUUGCUACCCUAAUUAAUACUGAGCAAUACCUCACUUUGCUGGGAUCCCCACUGUUUACAGUGAGGCUGCCUGCAGAAUAAGGUAUGAACAGCCUGAGCAAGGGUGGGAGAAUCUGGCUCUAAGAAAGUUUGAUGCCACCUACCAAGACUGUCUCUCUCUCUUGUGUUACAUCCAUAUGGAAGUACCCCUUAUCUGAGGAGCCCGGCCCAUAUGUGGGCUCUUGAGGUUGGUGGGGAAAGUUACUUCAGUCAAGCUGGAAAUGCUGUACAACAUCGCUCCAGCAGAUUUUGGGAAUUGGCAGCUUACACCAAGUUAGCAAGGCUGAUGCAGACAGUGCUGCCAAACCCACAGGUACAAAAGGCCCAGGGCUGAGGAGGCCCCUGCAGGGACAGGAGCUGCAAGGCAGUCCACCUGAUACAAUCAUGCUUGUAUGAUUGUAAUUGCCACAACAGUACAUGAUGUGGUGCAUUACUUGUUUGAUGCCAAGAGAACUCUGCGGUCAAGCCCCUGGGGAUCUGGAUGUCUCAUUAUCACAGCUCUGGCCUCCCCUCCUCCUGUCUACAGGAAAUAGCUAUUUGCUUUGCUUUUAUCCUACUCCCCCAUGUUUAGCCAUUUGCUUUGCUUCUAUCCUACUCCUCCCAGAGACACAGUCCCUGAUCUCCCUGGCCUCACUAGAAAUGCCCUGGCAUGGCACAGAAGUUCAUCAUAGGAAGGUCACUUACUGAAUCAGGGAAAUGACAAAGUCUUUAAGGGGGUGUCACAGAUUAGUUCAACCCAGACCUCUGCUGAAGGCUGCCAGGCUCUAAAAUACACAGGAAAAAUAAAAGAAAGACAAACAAAAAUACGGAGACGGGGCACUGCCUGCCCACUAAACUGGAGGUCCUUUCAGCUCAGACUUCCCCUCCCUUUGGCCAGGUGCUGGGGGAAAGAACUCUGAUUUCCCUUGUGAGGCACCCGUGGUGCCUGCAUCGGCCUUUUCUUCUGCUGAUUCUUUCUCCAAGCUUACCGGUGCCUUGGGCAGUUGCAUGAGAGCCUGGCACUGACCCAGGCCUUAGGUUCUAGCAAUGGGAUAAAGAAACUGACUGGUUCAAAUCCAGCCCAGCUUACUAGGGACUGAAAGUUGUCAGCUGUGUUUGGUCUCUGUGGAACGUAUCACAAUCUCUCAGGCCGACUCUCAGGGAGCACGUGUUCUCAUCAGAUAACGCUGUAGACAAGCUCAGCAGCAGAGAGGCCAUGGGAUGAACUGGGCUUGGAGAACAAUGCAUCCUCAUUCCUCUAGAGGCGGUCUGUCCCAGACAGGGUACUAGCUUGGUGGAGCAAUAAGGCAGUUCAUCUGAUUCGGUGGUGACCAACCUUUUUGAUAAGCAUGCCACAAGUUAAGUCCAAAGCAUGAGACAGUGUCUCUCUAAUAAUAAACCAAAUGGAAUUAAUUAAGUGAUUAAAAUGAAACACCAACACACACACACACACACACACAUACACACACAUAUAUAUAUAUAUAACAGUGUUUCACUUUAAUUAUGGAAAAAUGUGGAUUUGGGGUGUGUUUUUUUAAACUGAAAAUUGGGGAUUUUUUUUAAUCAGAGAAAACCAGGAUCCCUGAUAAUCAGCCACCACCAUUGCCCAGGGCUGCUGAAUCUUGUUGCCACCAGGAUGUGACAGCUAUUCGGCCAUGCCUGCCACUGCAGCUCUCAUGGGGCCAAAGCCUCAAGCCAGCACUGAUCCACCUCCCAUGUUAAUCCCUACCCCUGUCUGAGUGCUGCCCUGGUUCCCAAUGCUAGCUUCCUCUAACUUGGCACCCAGGGCUUGCCUGCCAAACAUACCAGCAUGCUGCAGGCUGACCACCAUUGACAUGGUUGAUGGAGAAAUAGAGGACUCUCAUUUGUCUGUCUAGCGAGCAGCACUGAAUACAAUGCUCUCUUUAAAGACAUAGAAGGUCAAGACUUUAGUUUAUACAUUAAUCAAAAGAAUAUGGUUCUUAUCAAAUUAUUUCAAUGAUCCUUUUAAUAUUAUUCUUCUACAUGGAAACUGUCAGUUUAUAUGGAUGAAAUGUAGCAAGUGUUAAGGACAUUAGUCUCAACAGAUGUACAUCUCCCCAUCUCCCAUUACUGAUUCUGCAAGCAUAACACUCACUAGAAGUUCUUUCAAACAAAAAGUUGAGCCCUUGUUUGGCUGUAAUGUAUUUUCCCCCUUUGUGUUUCCUCCUUCAAGGUACUUCUACAGUGUAGUCAGAUUGAACCACAUAUAUGUCUAUCCAAACUAGAUGUAAUCCAGGUGGCUCAGGUAAUGAAAGCAGUGAAGACAUGAUGAUAUGGGGGCUUCAGCUUGGGUAAACUCCCAGUAUAGCCAUGUACAUUCUGUGUGGAAGUCUAUGCUGCCAUGUCUUCCUGGUGAUUGUUACUCGAGCUUACUAGAUUAGGAUAGCAGGCUAGCUGCCUACCUGUGCUGUACUCACGACUCCUGAUGGCAGCACAGACCUACUCUUACAUUAAAUGGGGUUGCCUCCCCAGUGGAUAUGGCCUGGUACACAGCAAUAUUAUUAAAAUUAGUUUAACACCGCUAAACCCAGCCCCUAGUCCUACUGGCCAUCUUAUUAUUCUGCAUGUCCAAGCUGGCUAUAAUGGAUUUACCAAAAGCACUGAGCAAUUUUUGCAGAUUAGCAACAUUCCCCUGUAAACUAACUGUUGUUUAAUAUUAUCCUUGUCUGGGCAUGACUUAUGGAGCGUGACUUUACUUUAUUCCUAGAACUGUAUGGUUUUAACAAAAUAAAAGUGUCUUUUUUCAAAAGAAA